Molecule: messenger RNA, 2552 nt
Organism: Sitophilus oryzae (rice weevil)
Lineage: Eukaryota; Metazoa; Arthropoda; Insecta; Coleoptera; Curculionidae
Gene: Mlh1
Product: DNA mismatch repair protein Mlh1
Exons: 13
Coding region: 263-2500 (745 amino acids)
Biological process (GO): mismatch repair
Cellular component (GO): MutLalpha complex
Molecular function (GO): ATP hydrolysis activity; ATP-dependent DNA damage sensor activity; mismatched DNA binding
Source: RefSeq, a predicted model, not a curated record
AUGUUAUCAAACAAUAUAAUCAGUUAUUUUUUAAAUUUAAAAUUCUAGGAUUUAAAACUAUAUUAAUUAAUUAUAGGAGAUAUUAUCUUGGUUUAUAUCUGAUUAUUUUGAGGUUUUAGAAAUAUGAAAAGGUUUUAAUUUAUUCUUCUGUAAAACACCCUGAAUUUUGUCUAUCCUUUGUAAUUUUGGUAUAAACUGGAAUAAAAUAAACUAAAACUAUUCCCACAACUGCAGGAAAGUUGGCCUUUGCGCAGAAUAAAUUAUGGCUACAGAAAUAAAACCCAUUAAAAGACUUCAACAAGAUGUAGUCAAUCGAAUUGCAGCUGGUGAGGUCAUACAAAGACCGAUGAACGCCUUGAAAGAACUAAUUGAGAACAGUUUGGAUGCCAAGUCCACAAAUAUUCAGAUAACGGUUAAAAAUGGGGGACUGAAAUUUUUUCAGAUCCAAGAUAACGGUACAGGAAUUCGUAAAGAAGAUUUUGAAAUAGUCUGUGAAAGAUUUACCACUUCUAAACUGACAGAAUUCGAAGACCUACAAAAAAUCGCUACGUUUGGAUUUCGAGGGGAAGCUCUGGCCAGUAUUUCACAUGUAGCACAUUUGUCAAUAAUAUCAAAAACUAAACACGAUAUAUGCGCCUAUCAAGCAGAGUUUAAUGAUGGCAAGUUAAAAAUGCCCCCCAGACCCAUGGCGGGUAAUCAAGGCACUAUAAUUACAGUAGAGGAUCUUUUUUACAAUAUGACUGUUCGUAGACAAGCUUUACGUUCACCUGCUGAAGAAUAUCAAAAAAUUUCUGAAAUAGUUAGCAAGUAUGCUAUACAUAAUGCGUCUAUAGGUUUUGCAUUAAAGAAAUACGGAGAAAAUAACGACAUACGGACAUCGCAAAAUUCGAAUUGUACGGAAAAUAUUCGUUUAAUAUACGGAAACUGUAUCGCACGUGAAUUAGUAGAAUUUGAUUUUGAAAAUAGAGACUUGGACUUCAAAGUCAAAGGGUACAUGACGAAUGUGAAUUAUUCACAUAAAAAAUAUCAGUUUAUUCUUUUUAUAAACAACCGAUUGGUUGAUUGUCAAGGUUUAAAAAAAUGUAUCGACGCAAUUUAUCAAACGUACCUACCGAAAAAUAAUCAUCCUUUUGUGUACCUUAGUUUAGAAUUAAAUCCACGAAAUAUAGAUGUUAAUGUUCAUCCUACAAAACACGAGGUUCACUUUUUGAAUGAAAGUGAAAUUGUUGAAUCCAUCACGACUGCUAUAGAACAAAAACUGCUUGGAUCAAACAAUGCUAGAAUAUUUUAUACUCAGUCUAAGUUACCAAACGUCCAUUUUGAGACUGCAAAACCCAAAACUAACCAAACGCUAAAUACAUCAGAAGUGGAACCAAAAUAUUUGGUACGAACAGAUUCGAGUUUACAAAAACUCGAUAAGUUUUUUGAAGUAAAGUCAAAAAAAGAUAAAUGUACAACGAAAAACACACUAAAUGUAUCUCUAACAGAAGAGCAAUACCAAGAAUGCCACAAGGAAUUCGUCAAAGAUCAUGAACAUUUCAAUAACAAAUUAUUUAAAAUUACAGAUUCACAUACUACUCCUCUAGUACCAGGUAAUGUUGAAGAUGUACCAAAGAAGUCUAUCAUUGUUGAAAAUGAUUUAAAACUGGACCACAAAAUGGGUAAUAGUCCAAAAAGUAAGAGAAAAAAUAAAGAUUUAUCGAAAAGCGAAGAAACAGUGACAUCCGGAGGACCUAGUAUACAUUUAAUUAAAAGAACUACUAGAGUAGAGACAAAGCUAGCGAGUGUUUUAACACUCAGGAAAGAUGUGGAGAAUAAUUGCCAUAGAACUCUGAGAGAAACGUUUGCUCAACAUGUGUUUGUAGGCGCUAUUAACCCAAAACAAGCCCUUAUACAGUACAACAUUCAGUUAUUAAUGUGUAACACAAUGGAAAUUCUGCAAGAAUUUUUCUAUCAACUCAUACUUUAUAAUUUUCAGAAUUUCGAUUGUUACAGAUUUGCCAAGCCUCUGUCUAUCAAAGAGCUCGCCCUGAUUGGUCUGGACCUUCCAGAUACAGGGUGGACUGAAGAUGACGGUCCCAAAGAGGAACUCGCAACCAGGGUUAGUGAGAUUUUAAUAGGAAAGGGGGCAAUGCUUAAUGAGUAUUUUUCGUUAGAUAUUGAUAAGGAUGGAAAUCUCAGGACAAUACCUAUUUUAUUAGAAAACUACAUACCUGAUCUUUCCGGUUUACCAUUAUUUCUAAUCCGUCUGGCUACAGAGGUAGAUUGGGAAACCGAAAAAGAAUGUUUUCACACAUUCUCACAAGAAACAGCCAUAUUCUACGCGAAUGUUCCAGAAGAAGAUAACGCAUUUAAGAAAUCCUGGAGAUGGGUGACUGAAUACGUCUUGUACCCAGCCAUAAAAACAUAUUUUUUACCUCCAAAGGACUUCAGUGAUACAGCCGCUAUUUUAGAAAUAGCCAACCUACCUAAUUUGUAUAAGGUUUUUGAACGAUGUUAGUUACUUAAUAAUAAUAUAUUUCUUAUUUUCUUAAAUAAAUAUAUUUUCUUCA